This is a messenger RNA of Apodemus sylvaticus (European woodmouse), 5200 nucleotides long. It is a transcript of the gene C2cd2, whose product is annotated as C2 calcium dependent domain containing 2. The record is from RefSeq and is a predicted model, not a curated record. The transcript is spliced from 14 exons. Bases 331 to 2424 code for a protein of 697 amino acids. Lineage: Eukaryota; Metazoa; Chordata; Mammalia; Rodentia; Muridae.
CCCCAGGCCCGGCCUCCUGCGGUUACUGCGGGCCGCGGGCGGGACACUCCAAGAGGCAAGCUGGGAAGAAGAGCCUUGCCCUGCACUUCACAACCACGCGUGGAGAGCAGCUUCCUCUGUCUCGCGUUUGGCUCCCAGGCGCGCAGCGCUAAAUUUGGUGUACUUUCGGGUCCUUGUCGCCUUCCCAGCUGCUUCGGCCUCCCUGGCCCCGGACCCUGAGCUCCUGCGUCCCGGCGGAUGUCCUGAGUCGCCACCCGCCGGCUCCGCGCGCCCUGGGGCCGCGGCUGCUUGGGGAAGUCGGGGCGCGCGCGCCGGGUAUGCACCGUCAGCAUGGGCUCGUGGCUCGGCGAGGUGCAGUGGCUCUUCCUGGUGUCGCUCUUCGUCGCGGCCCUGGGCACCGUGGGCCUGUACUUGGCGCAGUGGGCGCUAGCCAAGGCGCGACCCCCAUCCCGGCGGCGGCGGGCGGAGCCGGAUGAGCUAAGGCGCCGGGAGUCGGACACAUUCCUUUCCUGGAUACUGACGCGGGAUAGCUGGGGGAACCAGUGGCAGGCGGCCUGGGUGACCGCCCUGAACUAUGAGGCCGAAAAGAGAGGGGGUCCACUGCAUCUCUCUUUCCAGAAGGACCCACAGCCACAGUCCUUGCAGCUGACAGUCGGGGAGGUAUCCAGUGUGGUCAAGUCAACCCAGGAGAAGAUGGUGAUUUGUCAUGUGGUGGGCGAGACUCUCCAGUUCUUGGUCAGUGCAGGGCCUGCCUCCACCACAGGCUCGGAAUGCCAGCUGUAUGAUGUCCAGCUUUCCCCAUUUCAUUUAAAGGUGGAAUUCCACAUGGAAGAGAAGAGAGAGGACAUCCAAAUCAAGUGGUCUUUCACCCGUGUACCAGAAACAGCCAUCAAGAUCCAGCCCCGUGUCCCAGGGGAGAAGCAGGUUCUCGGGGUAAACAUGCUUUCUGAAGCCCUUGAGGAUCUUUUCAAGCACCUAGUUAGAGCUGCCUCUCCAUCUGUUUUUCUGAGCACCAAGCCCAUGCAGGUCAAAGAAACUCAGACUCUACAGUGCCCUUCCUCCACUGCUCAGGAACCCUGCCCUCCCAAACCUCCAAGGGCUCAUGAAUUAAAAUUGCAGGUGAAGAAUAUCAGAGUUUCCCUGAUAAACCACCCUGGUGCUUCAGGCAUUAGCCAUGUGUGUGUGGCCCAGCUGAAUGAUCCUGCACAGAGAUUCAUCAGCACCCUAGUGAGAAACACUACUGACCUCAGUUGGGAGGAGGAAUUCACCUUUGAACUGAAUGCCAAAUCCAAGGAGCUGUUCCUGCAGAUCUCACAGCAUGAGUGUUCCUCAGAAGGUCUUUUGGGGAUAGCAAUCAUUCACCUGGACUUAUUUAGGAAGCAGCCUAAUGGCCCACAGACCUUCAGACUGAUCAGUGGAACAGAGCCUGACAGCUUGGUGUUGGGCUCAGUCACCGCAGAGUUUUCUUACGUAGAACCUGGUGAGCUGAAGUCCUGGCCAGCUCCUCCCCCUGUUUCUUCUGCAAAGAUAGAAAAGGACCGCACAGUGAUGCCAUGUGGGACUGUGGUCACCACUGUCACUGCUGUGAAGACCAAACCUCGAUUUGACACUGGGAGGGCAUCUCCACUGAGCUCAGAGUCCCCUGUGAGGACACCCGUCAAAGUGAAGGUCAUUGAGAAGGAUAUCUCUGUCCAGGCCAUUUCGUGCCACAGUGCCCCCGUCAGCAAGACAUUCUCCUCUUCAGACACAGAACUGUUGGUGCUGAAUAGCUCAGAUCCUGUGGCUGAAGUUGCCAUUCGGCAGCUCAGUGAAUCCUCAAAGCUGAAACUGAAGUCCCCACGGAAGAAAAGCACCAUCAUAAUUUCAGGGAUCUCCAAGACCUCACUAUCUCAGGACCACAAUGCUGCCCUCAUGCUGAACUAUGCAGCUUCUAUGGACAGCAGCAGCCAGGGAGAUGCUGCUUCUGCUUUGUGCCAUCCAGAGGCAGCUGAAGCCUCUGCCACCACCCCACCUGAAGAAAAUGAGCCAGCCCAGACCCUACCUGCCCUCAAGCCAAAAGAGAAUGAUCUAGAUUCCUGGGACUUGGAGAAGGAGUCUCCAGUAGCAUCAUGGAGUGGGCCGGCCUUGCAGGAGCCUGAUGGGGAUGAACUGUCCGAGAGCUCCCUGAGUACUUCAGAGCUAGGAGCUAUCAAGAAGCAUAAAGAAGGAAUCCUAAGGAAAGGCGCUAAGCUCUUCUUCCACCGGCGACACCAAAAGAAAGACCCAGGCUUGAGCCAGUCACACAAUGAUCUGGUAUUCCUGCAGCAGCCAGAGGGAAGGCAGAAGAAGGGGGCUACCCUCGGCCGGCUCCUGAACAGAAAGCUGCUUACGAGGCACAGAGGCAAACACACCAUGAAUGGAGCACCCAGAGAACCCUACAUAUAGCACAAGUCGCCCCCUCUCCUCACAGCUGGAAGAUGGGGAAGAUGAAGGCCCUCACCAGAGCAGAAGGAACCAGUACCAUCAGAUGCCUGCUUAUCUAGCUUGGUUCCCCGCCCCCGCCCCCAAAUAGUCUUAUCUUCUAAAGGGAAAAAACAAUCUGUGUGUAUGGCUUGGAAGCUUCCCCUGAGAGGACUGAUGACACAGUCCAGUUUGCUGGCUCCAGCUUCACUAUGCCAGAUAAGCGCUGAGGGGGAAUAUAAGAAGGAGACUUGUAUCAUUGAAGACAUGUGUGAUCUGAUGGUCUGCGGAUGGUAGGCAGGAGGGAUCCCAGUCCACCUACUUCUUCCUCUUUCCUGAAGGAAUUUUAGGGUUCAUAUCUGGACCAUGUCAUGAGGAAGAGGUGUCUCUCUGGGCUGUUGCUAUGAGCAGGAUGGGCUACCUCAUCUAACUUGUUAUUUAGAAUUAAAAAGUACACCUGGUCCUGGGGACAGGGGUAUGGAUAUAGUCAGGAAUUUUGACCCAUGGGGAAAAAAAAAACAGGAAAAGAUGUACUUUGACAACUGUGAGGUAUUCACCUUUGAUAUUAGCCAUAGAAAUUAAAAAUGUAUGCAAACACUAAGUGUGUUCUAUACAGAUUGUGCCAGACACUUCCAGAUUUCUUCUAGCCUGCUUGCAAGUGGAGGUGUAGAAAUUCAGAUGUGUUUCUUUGUUUCUUAUGUCAGGGGCUCUGUUUUUUUCCAAAGUCAAAUAUGCUGAGGCUGAUAUCAGGAGCAGUGAAUUACAGCUUAAAGGACAUGACCACACACACACAUACACAGUUCUUGCCAAAUAUAGCUAACAGCUAAAACAAAGAACUUUUAGGGCAACUGAGGAAAUUACUCUGUAUCUCAGGUGCCAGUUAGUCUUACUUGUAGAAGUUCUAUAACAAUGGCCCAAACACGCAGGAAUUCUUUUUAUGGGAUCUUCAGAAUUUUACCGUGAACAGAGACUUCUGGUCACAUUUUAGGGUAUUCUGGUUUUGGUUUACUUUGGGAAAAUUAUAAAGUCCAUACCUGGCUACAAUUAUAAAGUCCAUAAGGUGCUGUCCUAAUCUGUGUGCUUGGCACUGUGGGUUCACUGGGUCUCAGAACCCUUCAGAGCCAUUGUCUUUGGGUUAGGGUGUCCAUUUUCUUCCCAUAUCAGUGGAAAAGCUGACAGUAAAACCUAUGAGCUCUGUCACCAGUAUGAAAUCAGGAAGCUCCUUCUGGCAUCUUCUGUUAAUUAGAAACAUAUAUUUCAGGGGCAAAGUCACUGUUGACCAAAAAUGUUUAGUUUAUGAUAGCCAACAUUAUAGGAAAAUGUUUUUUAUUUUUUCUUGUUUUAGCAAGAAAGAUUUAUAAACUACAUUUAGAACCCUUUUCCUUCUUUCUAUUCUUUUCCUCAGUUCUUGGGAUUGAAACUGUAUCUUUUUGCACACUAGACAAGCCCUUGUACACUGAACUAUUUCUCUGGCCCUCUUUUCACUUUUGGUCAUUGUAAACAUCAGGGUUUUACUGCUAUGAACAGACACCAUAACCAAGGCAACUUUUUUUUUUUUUUUUUUUUUUGGAUUUGGUUUUUUAGAGACAGGGUUUCUCUGUAUAGCCCUGGCUGUCCUGGAACUCACUCUGUAGACCAGGCUGGCCUCGAACUCAGAAAUCCGCCUGCCUCUGCCUCCCAGAGUGCUGGGAUUACAGGCGUGCACCACCACUGCCCGUCCCAAGGCAACUCUUAUAUAGGACAACAUUUAUUUGGUGCUGGCUUACAGGUUCAGAGGUUCAGUCCAUUAGCAUCAAGGCGGGAGCAUGGCAGCACCCAGGAAGGCAUGGCACUGGAGGAGCUGAGAGGUCUACAUCUCGCUCAGAAGUCAGCUAGGAAAAUACUGGCUCUUUUUGCACUGGGCAGAGCUUCAAAACCCAUACCCACAGUGAUGCACUUCCUCCAACAAGGCCACACCUCCAAAUAGUGCCACUCUCUGGGCCAAACAUAUUCAGACCUCCACAAUUAUCAUCAUCAUCAUAAUUAUUGUCAUUAUCAAGCUAAGGUUUUACUAAGUUGUUGCCUGGGCUGCCCUGUAAUUCAUUCUGAAGCCCAAACAUAUCUUGAAACUCUGAUUCUCCUGCCUUUGUCUCAAGUUGCUGUGAGUACAGGUCUGAGUCACUGGGCCCAGUGAACUUUACUUUCAAAUAAACAUUUGAAAAUUUUUGAUGCUUGUAGUGGUACAGGCCUGUGAUCCUAGCACUUAGAAGGUGGACAGAUGAGAAUGUUAAGCUUCCACUUCAGCCUGGGCUACAGGAGACCCCCUUCUCAAAACAACAACAAAAAUAGAAGAAAAAACCCUCUGGAGUAGUUCUCAGAUGACUUUGAAGAGAUGUUUUAAACAUGCUUUGUCUUUAAAAAUCACCAAAUGUUAUUCACUACAAAGUUCUAGAAUGAUCUAUCAAUACUAAGUUGGUUCCCAAAGCUAGUCAUCCUCACUACUUUUUGGGAAUGGAAGUGAUUUAAGUGUUGUGCUUUACUUGAAGUAUUGUUACUCCAUACAGUGUGCAGAAUUGUGCUCCACAGCUGUCAGUUCCCAGAGACUACAGGUGCCAGGAAUUCUGAUUCCGAUGCUGUAUUUUCAUUGUGGGGCAGUAGCCCUCACCCAAUAUACCUGGGGCCAAAAGUGUUUCAGACUUAUUUUGGAUCUGGGGUAUCUCGAUAAGACUUUACCGUCUGAACAUCCCUGCAUCCCAAAAUAUAAAAAUUUCAGAAAUGUGAA